This is a messenger RNA of Cetraspora pellucida, 148 nucleotides long. Lineage: Eukaryota; Fungi; Glomeromycota; Glomeromycetes; Diversisporales; Gigasporaceae. The record is from the annotation of a GenBank genome assembly.
AUGGACUCGUUAGGUCAUCUUAUCAAGGCGGUCACUAAACAGAAACAGAACAAAAUUUUCUUAGAAAGAAAUGGAAAGAAAAAAGUAGAAAGAAAAUCAAGAUCGCAUGUCAUAAUGAAAACCUGUCGUAGAAGUUUCAAUCAAAAAG